Molecule: messenger RNA, 1601 nt
Organism: Liolophura sinensis
Lineage: Eukaryota; Metazoa; Mollusca; Polyplacophora; Chitonida; Chitonidae
Product: indoleamine 2,3-dioxygenase 2-like
Exons: 14
Coding region: 123-1307 (394 amino acids)
Biological process (GO): 'de novo' NAD+ biosynthetic process from L-tryptophan
Cellular component (GO): cytoplasm
Molecular function (GO): metal ion binding; indoleamine 2,3-dioxygenase activity; heme binding
Source: RefSeq, a predicted model, not a curated record
UAAAGUAAUGUCAUGCUAGACUGGCUGAACGCUUUACCUACACUACAUAACCCAGACCAGGCCUCACGACGCAUACAUGCAGCUGUCAGCGUUUAAAAACGGUUGCUAACGAAAAGAAGACAAUGGCCUCCGAGAUUAAGCUUGAAGAUUACCACAUUUCCGAGGAAGUUGGUUUCUUAAUGCGAGACCCUUUGGAAAAAUUACCACCUUACUUUCAACGAUGGAAUGAACUGUCGAAAAAAGUAUCACAUCUGGUGCAAAAGCAUCAGUUCCGAGAUGAAAUCGACACGCUGCCGGUGCUUGAUCACACAGUGUUACGAGGUCAUCGCCAGAAGCGUUUGGCUCAUCUUCAACUCAGCCUCAUGACGUCUGGAUAUGUCUGGCAGGAAGGACCUAACAAUCCACCAAAGUAUCUACCGGCGGGCCUUGCUAUACCCCUUUGGGAGGUAUCCCAGGAAAUAGGAGUUCCACCUGUGAUUGGUUAUUCAAGCUUGUUCAUUGUAAACUGGGGAAAGAACGACGAGAAUCGAGGCCUUGAGUUGGAAAAUAUUCGUUGCCUAUACACACCUUAUUUCCAUCCUGAUGUGUUAAAUUUCUUUUCCGUAACGUUGCGGAUGGAGAUGGAUUUUGGGCCAGCUGCCAAGGGCAUUGUUGACGGCUUGAAGUGUAUUGCAGAGGACAACGAAGAAGGGUUAAUGUCGGCAUUAGGAAGAAUCGAAAAGUCUUUGGGCCAAAUGAAGAACACGUUUUCUAAAGUACACACACUGACAAGUCCAGAGGUCUUCUUCACCAAACUGGUGCCGUAUUUUAACGGAUUCGGUGAGGAGGGAUCUCCCUUGCCUAACGGACUCAUCUUUGAAGGUGUGAGCUCUACGCCCGUCAAGGCUCCGCGUGCAUCAGGUGCCAUGACGUGCACCCUGCAAGCCACAGAUGCCUUCCUUGGGGUCAAGCAUAAUCCAGAGGCAAGGAUGUUUAUGGAAUCGAUACGAAAAUCUUUUACACCGUGCCAUAAGAAGUUUGUGGAAAAGCUGGAGAGCAUGCCUUCCACGCGGGAUUACGUAAACAGAAGCGAAAACGAGUUUCUUAAAGUGGCUUACGAUGACUGCCUUUCGGCGUUGGUAGAUUUUAGGAAUUACCACAUACGGAUAGUCGCAAAAUAUGUUAUCGUGGUGGGAGCUAAAGAGAGGAAGAAGGAUAAGACUAUGAUUAACCCGUUUCCUAAGUCGCCGGAAGGAGCUUAUCCCAUGCCACUGCUCAAGAAGAUCAGGAGUGAGUCUGAUGAGAGCAAGUCUUUGCAGAAUAAGUAACCGCCAGAGUGUAGUGUAUGGUGCUCUGUUACAUGUAUCUACAUGUACUGCCUCGUAUGGAGGACAUACAAGGUUACUGUCAUUGACCUCUAAAAUGUGUACACCUAUCUCGUAUAUAUCAUUCCCUAAAUAAUUUUCUUCGUCACGCUGCCUCGAAUGGAGUUCUAACCGAAUAAAAACCAUUGGCGAAAAAUGUUAGAAAAGGCAAAGAUUCACAUAAUUCCUCGAAACAAGUUCUUGUAGUGACGGCUCGGGUUUGAAAAAAUAAAAUAAAAAUAUUAAUUCAUCAUAUUA